Molecule: messenger RNA, 600 nt
Organism: Protopolystoma xenopodis
Lineage: Eukaryota; Metazoa; Platyhelminthes; Monogenea; Polystomatidea; Polystomatidae
Source: the annotation of a GenBank genome assembly
AUGCAAUUGGCUGCUCAACUUUGGAUCAAGGUCCCAGUGGUUGCUGCAACCGAUUGCCGAAACGGAGCUAGGAGGCCUCAGACCAACGCACUCACUUGGCCGCAUGCCGACAAAGCGCACACAGAUUCGGCCGGGCAGACGUCGGGUGUGAGCACACUACCUGACUGGCACCCGUGUGUCGGCUUGCACAUGUGUGUGUGUUUUUUCCCACCUGCAACUUACCCCCUACCCCGACCCCCUGGUCAUCUCUUCCUCGACGUACUUGUUGAAACGAUUGAAAAACCUGUACCAACGUGCUUGUGGUCGGCCGGUCAAAGGCGAAAAGACCUCCGCCUCCCCUUGAUCUAUGACUUACCGUGCGAGAUCAAUUGUCUUCCUGCCUCGUGUUGGGCGGAUACGGAAGCCGGCGCGCUGCCCGGGCCGAUGGCCAGCGAAAGGGUUGUCGAUCUGGCCGAGACUGGGAGAACUGGACAGACGAGUCUUGGCACGGCUGACUCGUCAAGAUCUGGCUGGCUGAUUCCCUUUUUUUGUCCACAACCCUACGCCUAUUCCUCCACGCAAUAUCUUCCCCGUGGAAUCCCCUUUGUCCCGCCUCUCUGA